AUGGACAGGGUUGCUAGUGUGGUAGUUUAUUUUGGGAGUUCAAAAUACAAUUUUCAAGCAAGGACUUCAGUUAAUAUUAUUCUCAAGAUAGCAGAUGAUGCAACAGAAAUAGUACACAAUGCAACAAGAGUACUAGAAGACGUCCAAAAAGAUUGGGAAUCCAACAUUAGUGCUGAGUUUUCUGCAAAACUUAACUCCACAGCCAAUAAAUUGAAUCAUACUGUUGAUGAUAUUUGUUAUAAUGUGCUGGUUGUUGACGGUGGUAAUCUGGCUAAUCCUCGGAUUGUAUAUCUUCUUGGAAAAGUGAAUUCAAACGUGGGGUCUUUGCUUCCAGAUGGAACUUAUCUAUGCGAUCCUUUCUCAGCACCACCAGAAUAUUCGUAUCAGCCAGAACUUUGCCAACCAAGUAGUAUUCUAAUAGGAGAUAUCCCGAAGGUAUUGAAGCCUUAUACUUGUUUUAGUGAUAAUUAUGAAAAAUGUGGGACUGGUCAAGAUUUCAUAAGUGUUGGUGAAUAUCAAGUAGUUGAGACUUACACAAAUUCAAUUCAGAGCAUAUUGAAUAUGUAUCCUAGUAUGGAAUACUUGAUACAAUGCCAGUUAGUAAAAGACGCAUUCUCUCAAAUCAUUCUCAAACACUGCAAGCCUAUGAGGAAAUUUUCUCACAUGACGUGUACAUCAGUGGUGAUUCUUGCAGGGAUCAUGGUGUUGUUUGUUGUGCUAUGGCCAAUAAAGGCUUGCCUAGAUCGUAGUUAUCAUCAUUCGGAUUCUUCUGUAUAA
This is a messenger RNA of Sphenostylis stenocarpa, 777 nucleotides long. The record is from the annotation of a GenBank genome assembly. NCBI's taxonomy places the organism in Eukaryota, Viridiplantae, Streptophyta, Magnoliopsida, Fabales, Fabaceae.